This is a messenger RNA of Zygotorulaspora mrakii, 990 nucleotides long. RefSeq names its product Vps74p (gene VPS74). The transcript has a single exon. Gene Ontology annotation, cellular component: trans-Golgi network; cytosol; Golgi cisterna. NCBI's taxonomy places the organism in Eukaryota, Fungi, Ascomycota, Saccharomycetes, Saccharomycetales, Saccharomycetaceae. Gene Ontology annotation, biological process: Golgi organization; Golgi to plasma membrane protein transport; Golgi vesicle budding. The coding region runs from base 1 to 990 and encodes 329 amino acids. Gene Ontology annotation, molecular function: phosphatidylinositol-4-phosphate binding. The record is from RefSeq and is a predicted model, not a curated record.
AUGUCAAAUCUGCAGCGUCGUAGGGUAAAUCGUGUUGAUUCCACCGAAAACAGUGAAAUCCAGGGGAACAAUUAUGAUGAAUCGUCGUCAAAGAAAGUUGCGUAUGAUCCAGAAGAAGCCAAGAUCACUGAAAAUGUCAAAAUACCUAAGCUCACAUUGAUGGAAGAGGUGUUGCUGCUAGGUUUGAAAGAUAAAGAAGGGUAUCUUUCAUUUUGGAAUGAUAACAUUUCAUACGCAUUACGUGGAUGUAUACUCAUUGAGCUUGCAUUGAGAGGCAAUAUUAGAAUCAUGGAUGACCCUUCAAGGAAGAGAUACGACAUCUCCGAGAGAUUAAUCGAAGUUGUGGAUGUGAGCAAAACUGGCGAAGUUUUAUUGGAUGAGACUUUACAGUUGAUGAGAAAUGAUGAGCCAUCGACAAUUGCAAAUUGGAUUGAUUUACUAAGUGGUGAAACCUGGAAUCUAUUGAAGAUUAAUUACCAAUUGAAACAAGUCAGAGAAAGGCUGGCUAAAGGUUUAGUUGAUAAGGGCGUAUUGAGAACAGAAAUGAAGAAUUUUUUUCUCUUUGAUAUGGCAACUCAUCCCGUUACAGAUUCAGGCUGUAAGGAAGCUAUCAAAAGGAGAAUAUUAUCCGUCCUAGUCUCUAGAAACAUGGAGCUUAACUACAAUGACUAUUUUCCAGAAACGACAUCGUUCAAACUGAUCAGGACAAUUGCAUUAAUAUGUGGAUCUUAUCGUGCGAACGUCUUGGAAAAUAUUUUAACAUCUCUAGACUAUGAAAAGAGGGAUAAGGCCAUCUCCAGAGCCGAUGAGCUGUUGGAACAAUUCUCGCAGUAUCCAUUUGUAUUGGAUAAUCAAAGUGAAUCGGGGCUUUCAAUCAAUUUAAAUAAGGAAGUUCAAGAAGAGAUCGAGUCGCAUAAAAAUUCUGCAUUACAGUUAGAAGUAGUGGCCGGUGUAUUUGAAGUAUUUUCCAGAAUGGAUAUGAUAUUAUGA